AACGGCCAUGUAAAACAAGUUACCACCGGCCAUAUUAAACAAGUUACCACCGGCCAUGUUAAACAAGUUACCACCGGCCAUGUUAAACAAGUUACCACCGGCAAUGUUAAACAAGUUACCACCGGCAAUGUUAAAACAAGUUACCACCG
Racocetra persica is the source of this 149-nucleotide messenger RNA. Lineage: Eukaryota; Fungi; Glomeromycota; Glomeromycetes; Diversisporales; Gigasporaceae. The record is from the annotation of a GenBank genome assembly.